This is a messenger RNA of Heterocephalus glaber (naked mole-rat), 4591 nucleotides long. RefSeq names its product complement receptor type 1-like. NCBI's taxonomy places the organism in Eukaryota, Metazoa, Chordata, Mammalia, Rodentia, Bathyergidae. The record is from RefSeq and is a predicted model, not a curated record.
GCGCGGGAGGACCGAGGCUGGCGGAGCCGCCCGUGCGGACCGCCGGGCCCACGGGAGACCGGGGCCUGGGCGGAACGCAGCGCAGCGGGCGGAGGAGGCGUAAACAAGGAGGGCGGCGCCCGGCGGAAGCUGCGGGCCCAGCCUUCCCGGGCGGAACCGGCGGGCUGCGCUGCUGGGCUCUGCGCCGGCCUCGCCUACCCCGCUCUUCCCGGCGCGGAGCAUGGGGCGAGAAGGAGGAGGAGGAGGAGGAGCGCUGCAGGCCGCGCUGCCGCUGCUGCUGGGGCCGCUGCUGCUGGGGCCGCUGCUGCUGCUGGCGCCGCCGGCCAGGGGUCAGUGUGAACCCCCAGCACAACUUCCAUUUGCUAGGCCUGUGAAUCCAAGUGAACAGUCUCAGUUUCCCAUCGGAACAUUUUUGAAGUAUGAAUGUCGCCCUGGUUAUCUCAAGAAACUGUUCUUUAUCACCUGCCAAAGUAACUCAGCCUGGACGAGUGCAGAAGACAAGUGUCAUCGUAAAAUGUGUAGAACCCCUUCAGAUCCUUUGAAUGGCAUGGUGAAUGUAAUCUCAGACACACGGUUUGGAUCCCAAAUUACCUAUAGUUGUAACACAGGGUACCGACUUAUUGGGGCCUCCUCUGCUAUGUGCAUACUCUCGGAAAAUACUGUUGAUUGGGAUAGUGAACCACCUGUUUGUGAGAGUAUUCCUUGUGAGCCACCCCCAGCCAUUGCCAAUGGAGAUUUCUUUAGCACCAACAGAGAAAAUUUUGUAUAUGGAAUGGUGGUGACCUAUCGCUGCAAUACUGGAGUAAGAGGGAAGGCCUUUCACCUCGUGGGGGAGCCCAGCAUAUUCUGCACCAGCAGGGAUGACCAAGUGGGCAUCUGGAGCGGCCCUGCCCCUCAGUGCAUUGAACCUAACAAGUGCACACCACCACAUGUGGAGAAUGCAGUCAUGGUAUCUGAAAACAGAAGCUUAUUUUCCUUACAUGAAAUCGUGCAGUUUACGUGUUGGCCCGGCUUUGUCAUGAGGGGCCCCUCCAGUGUGCAGUGCCAGGCCCGAAACACGUGGGGGCCGGAGGUACCGAGCUGCUCCGUGGAGAAAGCAUGUGAUCCCUUCCCAGACCAGCUCCCCCACGGCCAUGUGCUGUCUCCACCUACUCUCCAGCGUGGCACAAAAGUGUCCUUUGAUUGUGAUAAAGGGUAUCGACUCAUUGGCAAGUCAUCCGCCGAAUGUAUCAUCUCAGGAAACACUGUCAGCUGGGACACACAGCUGCCGACUUGUGAACAGAUUACUUGUGAGCCACCCCCAGCCAUUGCCAAUGGAGAUUUCUUUAGCACCAACAGAGAACAUUUUGUAUAUGGAAUGGUGGUGACCUAUCGCUGCAAUACUGGAGUAAGAGGGAAGGUCUUUGACCUCGUGGGGGAGCCCAGCAUAUUCUGCACCAGCAGGGAUGACCAAGUGGGCAUCUGGAGUGCCCCCCCCCCUCGGUGCAUUGAACUUAACAAGUGCCCACCGCCACACGUGGAGAAUGCAGUCAUGGUGUCUGAAAACAGAAGCUUUUUUUCCUUACAUGAAAUCGUGGAGUUUACGUGUCGGCCUGGCUUUGUCAUGAGGGGCCCCUCCAGUGUGCAGUGCCAGGCCCCAGGCACGUGGGGGCCAGAGUUACCGAGCUGCUCCGUGGCGUGUCAGCCACCUCCCAAAAUCCCGCAUGGGCAGCACACCACCGGCAGCAAGUCCUUCUCCCCCGGGCAGGAAGUGUCCUACAGCUGCGAGCCGGGCUAUGACCUCCGAGGGGCUGCCAACCUGCACUGCACCCCCCAGGGCCACUGGAGCCCUCCGCCUCCAUCCUGUGUAGUGAUAUUAUGUGAUAUCUUCCCAGACCAGCUCCCUAAUGGCCAUGUGGUAUUUCCACCGAACCUCCAGCUUGGAGCGAAAGUGUCCUUUGCUUGUAAGGAAGGGUUCCGAUUAAAAGGCAGCUCUACUAGUCAUUGUGUCUUGGAUAAAAUGAAAAGCCUUUGGAAUAGCAGUGUUCCUGUGUGUGAACAAAUCUUGUGUCCAAACCCUCCAGCUAUCUUCAAUGGGAAGUACACAGGCACUUCUCUGAGGGAUUUUCCUUAUGGAGAAGAAAUAUCUUAUGCAUGCGACCCCCACCCAGACAGAGGGAAGACUUUCAGCCUUAUUGGGGAGAGCACCAUCCGUUGCAUAAAUGACAGUCAAGGGAAUGGGAUUUGGAGUGGCCCUGCCCCUCACUGUGAGCUUUCUGUUCUUUCUGCAUGCCCACAUCCACCUAAGAUCCAGAAUGGGCAUCCCAUUGGAAAGCAUGCAUCUUCUUAUCUUCCUGGGAUGAAAUUCCUCUACACUUGUGACCCUGGCUACCUGGUGGAGGGAUCUGACUUCAUAUUCUGUACAGACCAGAGAACCUGGAGCCGACUUGAUCAUUUUUGCACAAAGGUAAAGUGUAGCCUCCCAAGUGAGCUUUUGAAUGGAAUCCUGGAGGAGCUCAAACUGAGACGAGAAUAUCACUAUGAAGAUGCUGUCAUGUUAGUGUGUAAGGCUGGGUACACCCUGGACGGCAGUCCCCAAAGCCAGUGCCAGGCGGAUGGCAGUUGGAAGCCCUCUCUAGGCAGCUGCACCUCUGGCUCACAUAAUGUUUCCACGGUUGUUGGCAUUUCCUGUGGUGUGAUCUUCCUUAUUCUAGCCAUAAUUGUUUUCUGUUGGAUAUUUCUAAAGCGCAAAAAACGAGAUGAAAUACCUAAAGGAGUGGAUGUCCAUCUAUGUCCUCAAGAAAGCGACUGCGUCCAUCCUCAAGCUCAGCUAAGAAGUCAGGAAAACAGCAGUGGCCCUCUCUAACAAAGUGCUAGAGAGCUGCUGGAGAACACCUCAACUUACAUGUUGCUUGGAGAGGAGCCAAUUCGUUUCAACAGAAUAAGAGCUGAGAUUCCCGAAGUCCUUGAAGUGACUUCACAGAGACGCAAGCGUGUGCCCUGAAGAUGAAGAUGCGGGCUUCCCGGUAUCCAGCAGAGCUGCCACUCUGUCUGUCACUGUCCCUCCCUAACCUCUCUGCCUUCUAGCCAGGGAACAGACUGCACUCUGAAUGUAGAAAAGAGUUUUAUUUACUUUAGGAAGAAACUGUUGCCUUAGGAGUUCUGGUUUACAAGUCUGUUGCUGUUCUUUCUUAUUUUAAAAUGUUUGCAAUGUGAAAUGGGCUGAUUAAGUAGAACUUGGAAAAUCUAGCAAGAGAGGAAAAUUAAAUUAACCACAUAUAUUGCUCAGUGGUAACCACUGUUAUUUUAGCUCAUUUUCUUCCAGUCUUUUUUUAUAUGUGUUUCUUUGUACACACAUGUAUCUUUUUUAAAUAAUCCCUUUAUUUCACAGAGUCUACUCCUUUAGACAAAUUGGAGUAAAAGAUAUAUAUCAGUUUUUACUUUCUCUAGGGAAUGAAAGUGAAUUUUGUUUACGGAAAAGGUAUUAAAUAGUUAUGGAAAACAGUGGUCAAGGAUACUCAGGAAAAGUAUCCAAAAAAAAAAAAAAGCUCUCUGAGUAUUUUCUAAGUUCUAUUUCAAAAGUACUUUGUAUCAUGUUAUAUAUAAAAAUAUGAAAAAUUGAAAUAAAAGAAUAAUUUUUAUUAUAAAAGUAGCUUAUUUUGUAUGAAUUGAGAAUAUACUAGAUUAACUAAAAAAUAUAACUUUUAAGAAUUUAUCAGUCAAUCAGUACCAGAAGGGAUAAGUUCUGGUGUCCUAUUGCACUGUGAAGAAUUGAUAAUGAUAAUCUAUUAUAUAUUUCAAAAAAAAAGCUAGAAGAAAAAGACUUUCAAUGUUUUCACUACAAAAGAAUGAUGAAUGUUUGAGGAGGUAGAUAUGCUUAGCCUCCUUUGAAUAUUACACAAUGUUCGAAUACAUGUAACAAAAUAUCACACAGUUCCUCAUAAAUAUGUACACUUUUGUGUCAAUUUUUAAAAAGAUUUUGUCAAAUUAACCAUUAUAAUUGACACUUUAAAAAUAAGUGGACCUGCAUACCUUACCCAUUCCACAUCUUUAUAGAACAAAAAUUUGUUAUAUUAAGGAUCACAGUAAUAAUCUCUAGAAAAUAUCAGAACAGAUACACAUAACAGCUUUAUAGAAUUAUUGCUGAUGGUUACUUAAGUCCAUGUUUUAAUAGCUGCUUCAAUGUGUUCUUUCAUAUUUCUCUUGACACCAAUAUAAGGGUGUGUUAUGGCUGUGUCUAGACGUUCCAGAAAGCCUCAUGUGGACAUAGGUGGGGCUUUUUCAGAGGCGGCUAGAUCUAGAGUGUGUGAUUGAUUCAUGGUGCAGUGCUAGGAUUAAGGGAGCUAGGAUUAAGGAUGGGUGAUUACUAGGUCAGUCCACUGAUUGGUUUGGCACCACCCUAAGCCCCGUAGCCUAGAUAGGGUAUAAAAGGGGCAGCAAAAAGCUGCUAAGGUCACUUGUUGGUUCCCUUGCCUCCUUUGCAUCCUUCUGCCCACCAUGAACAGUUUCUCCUCUGGGACAUCUGUCUGCCAUGCCACCCUGCCUUGGAGCCAGCCGAUUAUGGACUGAAACCUCUACAGACUGUGAACUAAAUAAACCUUUCCUCCUCUAA